Messenger RNA from Anopheles stephensi (Asian malaria mosquito), 3902 nucleotides. RefSeq names its product fatty acid hydroxylase domain-containing protein 2-like. Gene Ontology annotation, biological process: sterol biosynthetic process. Lineage: Eukaryota; Metazoa; Arthropoda; Insecta; Diptera; Culicidae. The record is from RefSeq and is a predicted model, not a curated record. Gene Ontology annotation, molecular function: iron ion binding; C-4 methylsterol oxidase activity. Bases 1640 to 2494 code for a protein of 284 amino acids. The transcript has 4 exons.
AUGAAUCCGCAGAUGGAAAUUCCGGUUCUGGAUGAUGAUGGAUUUUUCUUGAGUGAAAGUAAUGCAAUCCUGCAGUACCUUUGCGAAAAGCACGCCCCGACAAGCGAGCUGUACCCAAAAGACCCCAAGGAACGUGCACUUGUUAAUCACCGACUUUGUUUUAAUUUGGCUUAUUUGUAUCCGGAAAUAUCGGCCUAUGUUAUGGCACCGAUUUUCUUUGAUUACCAACGUACGGAAAUGGGCUUAAAAAAGCUGAAUAGGGCAUUGGCUGCAUUUGAGUCGUAUCUAAAGCGCACUGGUACAAUGUACGUUGCAGGCAAUAGGCUAACGAUUGCCGAUUUCCCCUUGGUAACAUCUAUAAUGUGUCUAGAAGCGAUUGCAUUCGAUUUGAGCAACAACUAUCCAUCUGUUCAGAAGUGGUACACUGGUUUCAAACAGGUUCAUCCUAAGUUGUGGAUAAUCGCCGCGAAAGGAAUGGAGGAGAUAGCUGGUUUCGAGAAAAACCCGCCAGAUCUAACCGGUAUGGUGCAUCCAAUUCAUCCGAUCCGUAAGUCUGGAGAAAAAUUAACCAAGUAAAUCAAAAACAUGCAUUUGAUUUGAAAUUAAAAAAAUACACAUUUCAUUCAUCGAGAUCGGACGUACGCGUUCUGUGCACGAUCUUUGGCUUUUCAUUGGAGAUGACCACUGGAGCGAAAGCUCUGUUUUUGGACAAACAUAAAUAUCUAUAAAUCCAAUUAUCAGAGUGAUGGCCAAACGAUGAGUCAACUUUAACCUAAAUCUACUGAUAGAUUUGGCUAAAGAACUUUAGCCUAAAUCUGUUGAAUAGAAUUACUCUUUUAAAAUGCAUCAGGAUAUGCAAAUUGGAGCCAAGAGUUGAGAAAUGCGUCUAAAAAACGAUUAGGAAAACAAGGUGGAUUUGAGUUUGGUUUUGGUGUAUCGCCAACGUUCAGUAAUGGUAAGAAAUAUUGCAGAACAUAAUUAUUUCAGUCCACUACUGUAAUCAUUUUUAACAUAAGCAUUCAAACCCCAAAUGAUGAAGGCAGAUUGUUGUGUAAGUAAGCCAAUGACUCACAGUGACUUUUAUUUUAUUGCAAGUUUCUCAUAACCUAAAAAAAUAUCUGUGCUCAAUACGCGUAAAUAGAUUUCUCUCUUAAUCUCUCUGUUUCUCUCGCUCUCUUAUUCUCUCUGUAUCUCUCUCCCUCGCUCGUUAUCUUUCUUUCCCUCUGUUAUUGUUGUUCUCUCUGUUUCUCUCUUGCUAUUCUGUUAAUAAUUAGUACAAAAUCGUUAUUUUUUAUCUGUAUUUUGUGAACCAUAUACACUUACAUAUUUAUGUUCAAAGUAUAAUUUCCGACAUUAUUACGCAAGCCAUAUCGCUAGUAUAGAAUAUUGGUAAUAUCAACAGUCGGCUUCACACCAUAAGCCGCAAACAUCUAAAUCAUGCACGGGACAGAAAUAAAGAUAAAUCUAACCUUAUGUUAUCUUAUCGUAAAACCGUUAGGCACGCUGUGUUCAUUUCCGAAUCUAGUCUCCAACAUUCUUUUAUCCGAUCCCCAAACGCCGAGAAGUUACAAAAUAACCGUUAGCCAACAACAUCAGUUCAGUGUGGUAUAGUUGGCAAACGAAUGUGUUUGUUACUCGUAUGAUGGAUACGAUAUUCAGAACUCGAGAUUUCAUUGGAUCACUGGUGGAGAAAAAGUGGAACUCACUGCUAGACAUUGUAGGUGACGAUCCCGACUUUCUCUAUACAUGGGGGCUAACCAUUUACGUGCAUUCCUUUUUCUGGAUUGUGGGUGGAUUGUUUGUGGCAAUGGAUAUCUCCAACAAACCAGCGUUUUUACGUAGAUAUAAAACUCAACCUGGAAAGAACGAACCUAUACUUCCAAAUGAUUUGCUGCGGGUCAUUAAGACGAUCAUUUUCAAUCAAACUAUCAUCGGUAUCCCAUUAACUAUUCUCGGAUAUCAAGCGACAAUCAAAGGAUCCGUUCCAAACGUGCGUACUCUGCCAGGCAUCUGUGAAAUCCUAUGCGAUCUGCUGGUGUGUGUUAUCUUUGCUGAGAUCGGGUUUUACUACGUUCACCGGUUCCUGCACACCAAGCCCUUCUACAAACUGAUUCAUAAGAAGCACCACGAGUGGACAGCUCCGUUCGCUUGGACUGCUAUGUACUGCCAUCCGAUCGAGCACAUCAUCAGCAACAUGAUUCCGCCGAUGAUCGGCAUUCAGCUUACAAAGGCUCAUAUCUUCACGACGGCCAUAUGGUUUCCGCUGGUAAUCUUCAACACGAUCCGGGAUCAUUGUGGUUACCAUUUGCCAUUCUUUCCCAGUUCCGAAUACCAUGACUAUCAUCACGCAAAAUUCACCGAGUGCUUUGGAACUUUUGGCUAUCUUGAUUGGCUGCACGGUACGGACACUAAAUUUCGCAACUCCAAACAACACCAGCGCCAUCGCACUCUUUGGGGCAUAAAAUCGGCAAGAGAAUUAUAUCCGGAUAGUUGAGUCACAAGUUUGCACCCUAUCGUAUUAUGGUGAAUAAAAUGCGUCUCCAAUAAAGCCAUUGCCAAGCAAAAACGAUUCGGAUGUUAAAGAGUACAACGCAUUCGGAUAGAAAAAUACACAUUCUAAAAGAUACUAUUUAAAUCAAUUUAAAAUACAUUACACCCGGGUUUACACGUGCCGCUUGUACUGCCACUUCCGUUUACAAGUGAAUAAUUGUGCAGCUAAUGUUAUUUAGUUGGGCGGUCCGGUGGCCGAGGCGACAGGAGCGCCGGUCUUCACACGGGGCAGGGCUGGGGUUCAAAUCCCAUCCAGACCGCCGCCUCUCCUGGCUGACUAAUUUACUACGGAUGAAAUUAAGUCACAGAAAGCCAGAAAUUGACAGGCCGAGACCUCUCGAGGUUGUAUUGUGCCAAGGAAGAAGAAGAACGUUUUUUAGUAGCAUAUGUCUAACGUACUUGCUUUUCUCUGAGCCUUAAACUAUGUACACAUUUUGGUACAGUUUAUAUAUUUAUUGUAACAAAUCAUGAUUUUUCUAGAUGUUUUAAACAAGCAAUAAUUGUUAACAAAAUACAUAGCAUGUUCUUUGCAUAGACCCUCCUAAUAAUUCUUUCUUAAUCAGAAUUCUCUAAUAUUUCGUGACCAUAUGUCGCAUACAACAAACGCGAUUCUUAUUUGCAUUUCUUUUCGUAAAACAAAAUUCCGACAUUCUUCUUUCACCGUUUCCCAAAACCAAACCUAAUUGUUUAUUACCGAUUCCAUUACCAUUGGUUGAUUAGAUCCUAUACACGGUAUAUGCAAUUCGUGAAGAUCACGAAUAGUGUGAUUUAAUGCAAUAUCCAUUAUUGUUAGUGUUAAUUUACUGAAAUGUUACGUUAGGUUACUGUUUCAUGUAAGUAUACUGAAGUUUCAUGAUGGAUAAGGGUAAAGUUUUUUUAAUAUUAUUAUGUAAUUAUAUCCAUGAGGGAAAGAAUCCAUCAAACUCAAAGAGAAUGUAUGCUAAUAGUUUUCUUGAAUUGUGUUUUAACGUUACAUUCUCUCGCUAGGGUUUAGUUUUCUAUGGUUCUGAUCGAGUUAAAUGUUUUUUUUUUUUCGAAUCAAUUAUUGAAUAUGAGCAAUACGGCCAGGCCGUUCUUUAUGAAUAAAAAAAAAUUAUUGAAUAUGGAUUUUUUUAAAUGUAAUUAUUCUUCUCAUAGUCUCUAGAGUCACACAUUCGUGUUUUGUAUAAUUCAACCGUCAAGAACGUGUGGGUGUAUGUGUAACUUAUACAGACUCAGGCAACGUGUUGGCAAGUAGAGCGCAUGUCAGGAGAUAAGGCAAUCACCAGAAUCAUCCGUUCGAGUCCUGGCGUGAAAGAGAAAAAUAAACGACCUCGUGCUCGUCACGUUCGAGUUUUCAUACUCUCUCACAC